AUGUCAACUGCCAAUAUUAAAGUGCCUUUGAGGACUACCAAUCAGAUCCCUGCUUCUCCUUUGAAACCAGAGGAAAGCGAGUGCUAUCCAGGGAAUGGACCAGGCGAGAGCGCAAAUUACAGCAAUGAGAGGGGCAUCCAGUUCCCUCCGAAGGAAGUUUCAGCGCAAGAUUCCGACGACCUUCAACAGCUUGAGGAUACAGGCUUUGGUAACACCGCCGAUCAGAGCACAGGCGCUGGUCAUGGCCACAUCAUCAAUUCACCUAGAAGAAAUAUCUUUCUUAAAUUCCUUAAAAAGGGAUUUCCUCAUCAAGGCAACUCCAGUACCCAUGGCACCCCAGACUCAGCAGUUCAAGUCAUCAAAAGUACAUCGCCAAAAGCGCGCCAGCCGAAAGAGGACCUUGAUCCCAGAUCAAAGCUUCUCUUGUCCGAGAAACCAUCGUCUGAAAUUCCCAAAGCCACAAGUGAAUCCAUUUUGCGGAGACAAAACGAAUUUAACCUAGAAACGAUUAUUUGGGAUGAUUCCUCUCGAGGUCGCAGCAAUAUGGAGAGAUCCACCUUAAUUGAUCUAGAUGGAAUGAUUUCACGAUUACUACAAGUGGAAAAAUCAAGGGUUGACAAAAAAUUAUGUCUCAAGACUGAUGAAAUUCUGUCUAUUUGCUCGGCCGCCCGCAAUACGUUCCUUUCCCAGCCUGCUCUCCUGGAACUAAAUGCUCCAAUUCAAAUCGUUGGGGACAUCCACGGUCAAUAUUUAGAUCUUCUUCGAUUAUUUGAAAUGUCUGGAUUUCCUCCUGCAUCAAACUAUUUGUUCUUGGGGGACUAUGUUGACCGCGGCAAGCAAAGCUUGGAAACAAUGCUUCUGCUUCUAUGCUACAAACUCAAAUACCCCGAAAACUUUUUUUUACUCCGGGGGAACCAUGAAUGCGCCAAUGUCUCUCGAAUCUAUGGGUUUCAUGACGAGUGCAAGCGAAGAUGCAGUGUUAAAAUCUGGAAAACAUUCACCGAUGUCUUUAACUGCCUUCCAAUUGCUGCGGUUGUGGCCGAAAAGAUCUUCUGUGUGCAUGGAGGCCUUUCUCCAAAUCUCGUUGAUAUGGAUGAGAUCCGAAAUAUCGCUCGCCCCACCGAAGUGCCUGAUCAGGGUCUUCUAAAUGACCUUCUUUGGAGCGAUCCCGCAAAUAUCAAAGACUGGGCACCCAAUGAUGAUCGAGGUGUGAGCUGGUUCUUUGGAAGGAAGCCUCUUACGAAUUUCCUGAAGCGCCACGAUUUGGACUUAGUAUGCAGGUCACAUAUGGUGGUUGAAGGGGGAUAUCAAUUUUUUGGGGAGCGGGAUUUGGUUACGGUUUUUUCAGCACCAAAUGUGAGUAUCCAAAUCCGUUAUUGGCUGGCCGCGGGCAUAGGUCCUGACUCAAUCUUUCGUUCCAAGUACUGUGGCAAGUUCGACAACUGGGGAGCUAGUAUGGAGGUCUCUGCUGACCUUCGUUGCAAUUUCAAUGUGUUGAAACCAUGUGAUGGGAUUGCUUUGAAUAAGCGAACGGUGAGAAUGGGUAGGUCGAGGAAAUGGGGGAAACCUCUAUGA
Molecule: messenger RNA, 1575 nt
Organism: Penicillium cinerascens
Lineage: Eukaryota; Fungi; Ascomycota; Eurotiomycetes; Eurotiales; Aspergillaceae
Exons: 1
Coding region: 1-1575 (524 amino acids)
Cellular component (GO): cytoplasm; nucleus
Molecular function (GO): protein serine/threonine phosphatase activity
Source: RefSeq, a predicted model, not a curated record